This is a messenger RNA of Recurvomyces mirabilis, 1431 nucleotides long. It is a transcript of the gene SEC61, whose product is annotated as translocon subunit. Gene Ontology annotation, cellular component: membrane; Sec61 translocon complex. Lineage: Eukaryota; Fungi; Ascomycota; Dothideomycetes; Mycosphaerellales; Teratosphaeriaceae. The record is from RefSeq and is a predicted model, not a curated record. Gene Ontology annotation, molecular function: ribosome binding; transmembrane protein transporter activity; signal sequence receptor activity. Gene Ontology annotation, biological process: post-translational protein targeting to membrane, translocation; SRP-dependent cotranslational protein targeting to membrane, translocation. The transcript has 6 exons. The coding region runs from base 1 to 1431 and encodes 476 amino acids.
AUGUCUGGAUUACGCUUCUUGGACCUUGUGAAACCCUUCACGCCUCUCAUCCCUGAAGUAGCGGUCCCCGAGACGAAGGUGCCCUUCCAGCAAAGGAUAAUAUGGACAAGUGUGACGUUGGUCAUUUUCUUGGUGAUGAGCCAGAUGCCAUUAUACGGCAUUGUGUCAUCUGAUAAUGCGGAUCCGCUAUACUGGCUGCGUAUGAUGAUGGCGAGUAACAGAGGUACCCUCAUGGAACUCGGCAUCACACCCAUCAUCUCCUCCGGCAUGGUCUUCCAGCUCUUGGCCGGCACCCAUCUCAUCGACGUCAACCUCGACCUCAAGUCUGAUCGCGAACUCUACCAGACCGCACAAAAGCUCCUCGCCAUCGUCAUCUCCUUCGGCCAAGCCUGUACCUUUGUCCUGACUGGUCUCUACGGCCCACCAGCUGAUCUCGGUGCCGGUAUCUGCGUUCUGCUCAUCGUGCAGCUGCUUACUGCCGCUAUUGUGGUCGUCCUCCUCGAUGAGCUGCUCCAGAAGGGCUACGGUCUUGGCAGCGGUAUCUCGCUCUUCAUUGCGACCAACAUCUGCGAGUCCAUCGUCUGGCGUGCUUUCUCUCCCACCACUGUCAACACUGGCCGUGGUCCGGAAUUUGAGGGCGCCAUCAUUGCGCUCGUCCACUUGCUCAUCACUUGGCCAAACAAGCAGCUGGCUCUGCGUGAGGCUUUCUACAGGCAGAACCUCCCCAAUGUCAUGAACCUGAUCUCCACCAUCAUUGUCUUCUCUGCCGUCAUCUACUUGCAGGGCUUCCGCGUCGAAAUCCCAGUCAAGUCCUCCCGCCAGCGUGGUAUGCGCGGCUCGUACCCCGUCCGCCUCUUCUACACCAGCAACAUGCCCAUCAUGCUUCAAUCCGCCCUCUCCUCCAACGUCUUCCUCCUCAGCCAAGCCCUCUACAACAAGCUCCCCGAGAACCUCCUCGUCCGCAUGAUCGGUGUCUGGGAAGCGCGCGAAGGCACCAGCCAAGUCAUGCCCGCGUCCGGUCUGGUCUACUACAUGUCGCCUCCCCUCAACAUCACCGACGCCAUCAUGGAUCCGCUUCACACCGCCAUCUUCGCUGCUUAUAUGCUUACUGCUUGUGCGGCUUUCAGCAAGACUUGGAUUGAGGUUUCUGGGUCUAGCCCAAGGGAUGUGGCUAAGCAACUCAAGGAUCAGGGUCUGGUCAUGGCUGGUCAUCGUGAUGAGUCCAUGUACCGUGAACUCAAGCGUGUCAUUCCUACCGCUGCUGCUUUCGGUGGCGCGUGCAUUGGUGCUCUGUCGAUUACUUCGGAUCUCAUGGGCGCUUUGGGCAGUGGUACUGGUAUUCUCAUGGCCGUCACGAUCAUCUACAGUUACUUUGAGAUUGCGGCCAAGGAGGGCGACAUUUCUGGUCUCAAGGGCAUGGUUAUGGGCUAA